UUUUCGCCAUAGCUAUAUUGCUUUUUUUUCUUCUUCUAUGUUAAUCAGCGACCGUUUUGUGUCACUCCUUGCUUAGCCAUUCCACCACGAUCUAGAAAUACUUUAAAGUUUAACCACCGAUCUUCCAUCAAUUUCACCCAAUUUUAACACCCAAGAGUCCAACCGGCAACAUGUGGGGGAAAAUGUCUUUCCAUCGUUCGCGGAAGCCCGUGAUCGGGAAGCCUACACUGAUCGACAAGACCCUAGAUGAUAGUGUCUACCGGUCUCUGUCCCCCGCUCCGGGCAACCAGAGCAGUGACACACUCGCCCAUCCCAAGUCUCGUCCCGCAAUUGCCCGCAACCCUACGGACUCGCUCCUUCCUGCGCAACGCCCCGACACGGGUCGACGGGUCGCGUCCACCUCCCAUGCCCUGGACAUUGCAACUGGUGACCAGCCUCACCAGCGUUCCGCUAGCCUAUCGCAUAAUUAUCUCCUAAACCCAACCACCUUCACUCACGACCUAUAUCGACCCGAAAGUGCAAGCAUUUCGCCCCCUGAUUCCCCCAUCUCCUUCGGUCGCCCACCGGCGAGUCGCGACAGCUCGCGUGUGUCACCCAUAGAAGACGACUUCAUGCUCGAUUCGAGCGCCGGAUCCAUGGAGAACAAGGAGAACGCCAAAUUCGCUAGCCAAUUGCCCGUCUUGCGCAAGCGCGCUAACUCGCAGGCAGACCGGCUACAAACGCCCAAGUCCUCAAGAAGCCAGACAUCCAGAUGGGACGACUUAUCUGGCGAGCUGACGCCCAGCGACUUGAGCAGGUCUGGCCAGACAACUCCCGGCAGCGUUUCGUUCCGCACCGAAAUCUCGGCAAAGCCUACCUCAUCCCAUAGCUCGAAUAUCUUUGGCUGGAGCAAGGAUCAUCUGAAUUCAAAAAGGAAACUAUCGGAGCCACGCACCCGGCCGUCCAAAACUGAGAACACGCUCCCACCUGGCGUGCGCGAGCCCUGGAAGGGACCUAGUGGACGAGCCCCGAUAAUAGCCCCCAUCCAGGAAAUGCCGAGGGCUAGAUCACCAUCACGUGUGAACAUGUCCCGGAGCAACGAUCGACUAAGAGAAGCGUACAGUACGACACCCGAUUAUGCCACUUGCGGGUUUGUUCCGACUGUUGUGACCACGAUUACGGCUGGCGAUUCCAAGCCAAAGGCGUCGUCGAAGGUUAAGCACACAACUAGCAGGGAUAAUCUCCGAGCACGAACCCCGGAGGAACCGGCUCCGAGCAUUGUCAGCAGUGCUGAGCCGCCCCGUGUUGAUUUCCCCGCACCAGAUGACUGGGAGUCAUCGUUGGCUGAUUUGAAGUUGACAACUGAUGACGCGGCCGAACAACCUGCAAGCCGGUUCAGCGCUACUACAUAUGAACCUACAGAAACCGCCAGCUCCGUUGGAAGUGCGCGCGGUAGCAUAGAUGCCGCAUCUCAGUCCACUGAACACGUACCAUCAAUCAUGUCUCGGAAACGACCUGUACCUAGUAACGUUGCGCCAGCAAAAAAGCCCACCAGAAAGCCCACGCCGGCGCAGGCCGCUGAAGCCGAACCGCCUAAGGAUCAGUUACAACUUACACCAGAAGAACAGAUCCAGAACCGCAUCCAGACGUUGGAGGCUCGCAGAGACACCCUGACGCGCCGGAGAGCGAACGUCGAAACAAUCAUCUAUGAAUUGACUCAAGUGAUCCAGCCGAGCUCCGUUGCCUACGACAUGGCAGCCAGGGACGAGGUGAAGCGGACGGUGGCCAGCCUUGAAACAGAACUUGCGGAGAUCAAGCGGGAAGAGCACGAAAUUGGUCUGAAGCUGUUCAGGGCUUGGAAAAAGCGCGACGAUCUUGGGUAUAGUGGGGGUAGCUUGUGGGUCAAACGAGUGACUAGUUGAAGAGCAUCGGCUGUGGCCGUUGGAUUUCUUUUCUGGGUAUCUUUCAGGAUUCCCUUCCCUUCCCUUGAAUCCUCUAUCAUUGUCAUUUUGUUCAUUUCCUUUUUCACCAUCCUUUGGUCAGAUUUUCCUGCUGCUGGAUAUUGGCCGAGGCGUGUCUUUGAGCGUUGCGAAUACCCUUGGGCAGCAUACAGCGGGU
Aspergillus eucalypticola CBS 122712 is the source of this 2097-nucleotide messenger RNA. RefSeq lists its product as uncharacterized. Bases 171 to 1901 code for a protein of 576 amino acids. NCBI's taxonomy places the organism in Eukaryota, Fungi, Ascomycota, Eurotiomycetes, Eurotiales, Aspergillaceae. The record is from RefSeq and is a predicted model, not a curated record. The transcript has 3 exons.